AUGAGACCAAUGCAAGAUGCCAGGCAUUAUACCACAACACCCAAAUAUUCCGGCAAGGUCCUUGUCCAGGGCACCGAGGAUUACGAGCGAUGCCGCCGCAUGAACCCUAGUGCAGAUACCCCUGAUCGCUUUCCUCGUGAAAUCCACCUGCCCGAGUCACCGUCCGACGUGUCUCAAGCGCUUAAACGCGCCGCACAGCUCAAGACAACCGUCGGCGUCCGGUCCUCGGGUCACAUCAUGAACUUUCCCGGCGCUAUCCAAGACGGUAUUCUGAUCGACACGCUGAACCUCAACCGCCGGAUUGAGUACGAUCCCGUGAGCCAAGAGAUUUGCUUCGGCCCAGCAUGCCGUGUCGAGGAGCUCGCGGCCAAACUCAAGGAAGUCAACCGCUUCUUCCCUCACGGGCACGCCCCCACGGUUGGUUCGGCUGGAUUUCUACUCGCCGGCGGGCAAGGCUGGUUCGUGCGAGGCUGGGGCGCAACUAGCCAAACGUGGAUCACCAAGAUCGAGAUGGUUGUCCCGGACGGCCGCACCGUCAUCGCCAGCCGAACCGAGAACCAGGACCUGUUCUGGGCCGCCCGCGGAAGCGGACUGGCCUUCUUCGCCGUGGUGACGCGGUUCUGGGGCCGCACCAUCGAGCGUUCCAACAUGUGGGAGACGAUUCUCAAAUUCGAGAUCAAUUCGGCCAACUACCUGCCACUUAUGACGUGGGCCAUUGAGCGUGGCCGCGACACUCCCAAGUAUGGCACCGACUUGAACAUGACGAUUGACUAUCCCGAGAAGUACGACCCGAAAUACACGACCGACGAAGCCCCCAAGCAUGGCAAACUGCAAAUGACUCUAAACAUUCUCUGCUACUGCGACACGCUUCGUGAAGCGCAAACGUUGCUUGGCGCGUAUGAGAAGUUUACCCCCGAGGUGCGCGACGCCCUAGUUCGCCUCGAACCUGUACAGCCGCGGACUUUUGAGUUUGUGUUCGACCGCAAACGAGGCUUUCUCGGCAACGGCAAGCAAGAGAGGUGGCAGAUAAACAGCAUCAUGAACGAUCCCAAGGUACCGCUUGAUCAACUUCUCACGGCUAUAAAGCCCUGCAUGCUUGAGCUGCCUACGCGGACCACGUCCGUCUUUCUUUGCCACUGCGACAUUAUCCCCAACGAAGAAGAUGCCGCCUUGAGUUUGCCGCAAGACCUCUACAUCUCUACCAUAACCGGCUGGAGCGAUCCCGCCUUGGAGCCGGCCAUAUACCAGCCCAUGAUUGAGCGCUACAGACGGGCUUUCCCGGUCGCCAUAGGCCAAUACAUUACAGAGUUGGAUGUGAAUAAGGAAGAAGCAAAUUGCAGGGUCCUUAGCGACACGGCUCUCGCCAAGUUCCUCAAGAUUCGGGAGAAGUGGGAUCCUCAGGUGCUGUUUCCUAAUUACAAGGCACUUGUCAAAACUCACGACAAGAUGGCUCAAUUGGAGAAGAGGAACGCGCACUUGUAG
This is a messenger RNA of Metarhizium brunneum ARSEF 3297, 1482 nucleotides long. RefSeq lists its product as uncharacterized. Gene Ontology annotation, molecular function: oxidoreductase activity; FAD binding. NCBI's taxonomy places the organism in Eukaryota, Fungi, Ascomycota, Sordariomycetes, Hypocreales, Clavicipitaceae. The record is from RefSeq and is a predicted model, not a curated record.